Phyllostomus discolor (pale spear-nosed bat) is the source of this 1612-nucleotide messenger RNA. RefSeq names its product MORN repeat containing 1 (gene MORN1). The transcript has 14 exons. The coding region runs from base 18 to 1445 and encodes 475 amino acids. Gene Ontology annotation, cellular component: cytosol. Lineage: Eukaryota; Metazoa; Chordata; Mammalia; Chiroptera; Phyllostomidae. The record is from RefSeq and is a predicted model, not a curated record.
AACCGCUAGCGGCGAAGAUGGCAGCUGCCAGGCAAGGAGUCCUGCAGCGCCGGGACCCGCCGGGGCGGCCUCCACAGGACGGUUACGGCGUCUACACGUUCCCGAACUCUUUUUUCCGUUACGAAGGGGAGUGGAGAGGAGGGAAGACCCACGGCCGCGGGAAGCUGCUGUUCAAGGACGGGAGUUACUACGAGGGCGAGUUUGCGGAUGGGGAGAUCGCGGGUGAAGGCUGCCGGCACUGGGCCGCGACAGGGAACACCUACUCCGGGCGCUUUGUCCUGGGAGAGCCGCAGGGCCACGGCGUCAUGACCUACGGAGCCGGGGGCUGCUACGAGGGGGCGAUGUCCCGCGGCAUGAGGGAAGGACACGGGUGCCUGGUGGACCAGGACGGGAACGUGUACCGAGGGUCUUUCCACAGCAACAAGCAGCAUGGCCGAGGGCACAUGGCCUUUCGGAACGGGGACACCUACGACGGCGACUGGGUCCGGGGCCAGCGCCAGGGCCACGGCGUGCUGCGCUGUGCGGACGGCUCCACCUACGAGGGGCAGUGGCACCACGGGGUCUUCAGUGGCCUGGGCAGCAUGGCCCACUGCUCCGGGGUGGUCUACCGCGGGAUAUGGAUCAACGGCCACCCGGUGGCGCGAGCCACGAGGAUCGCGAUCCUGGGCCCGGAGACGCUGCGUGUGGCCCCCGGGGCUCCCUUCACGGUGCGCGUCCAGCUGCAGCGGGAGGACGGGGCCGCGGCUGAGAGCGAGGACGGCCGGGUGCUGAGGGUCUCGGCGGGCGUCAGGUACGUGCAGCUCGCGGCCUGCUCGGACGUCUGCUUCUUCCGCGUGGACGGGGACAGGCGGGAGGCGCCCAUCCAGACCCCAUUUGGGUUCGAGUGCAUCGCAUACCCGCUGUCCAGCCCCUCGCCCGGCGGCCUGGAGCCCGGAGCCGCCCCGGAAAGUGCCGGAGACGAGGAGGCGGCGCUGACGUCAGACGCCUUGCGUGGCCAGGGGGACACGCCCAGCAGCCUGCCUGCAGGCGGACGCAGUGCCCGCUGCCCGGAGGACUGCCGGCGGGUGCAGCGCGGCCGCGCCGAGUUCCUGGACAUCCGCCUCGGGCCCCCACCGCCCGGGUACCACCCCGUCCCGUUCCUGGACGGCCUGCGUGAGAAGGCGAGCAGCGGGCCCGCGGGUGGCCUGGACCCCGGGACGGGGACACCCACCGUGCAGGACCCACCUGGAGGCAGCAGGCCAGACGAGGCGGCCGGGGCAGCGCCGGGGACAGCGCCAGGGACAGCGGCCUUCCCAGGAGAGUACGUCAUCAUGGUCCGGGACGUGACCGCCCCACCGUUCCUGGGCCGCUCGCUGCCCACCGCCUUCCAGCACCUUCGGGUCUCGGCGUCCGGGCCUGGCCCGCAGCCCCGCGCCCCCGGAGAAGGCCCCACAGCCCAGGACUAGGAGGGCCACCAGCCCCCGGGGACGGCGUCCCUGCAGGAGACCCCUCGUUCUCGGAAGGACGGAGGCUGCCUCCGCCUCACCAGGCGCCGCCCCCUCCCGCCUCCCUCCGCGGUGGGUCAGAUGGUGGGGCCGAGGAGCCCCCCGCGCACCCCGGGGCCACUGGCUCU